Molecule: messenger RNA, 730 nt
Organism: Vanessa atalanta (red admiral)
Lineage: Eukaryota; Metazoa; Arthropoda; Insecta; Lepidoptera; Nymphalidae
Gene: Apf
Product: bis(5'-nucleosyl)-tetraphosphatase [asymmetrical]
Exons: 4
Coding region: 144-569 (141 amino acids)
Biological process (GO): ATP biosynthetic process; AMP biosynthetic process
Molecular function (GO): bis(5'-nucleosyl)-tetraphosphatase (asymmetrical) activity
Source: RefSeq, a predicted model, not a curated record
AAUUAAAACUCGUUUUGAAAAAGUCAUCAUUAUGUAAAAACAAAUAGUAUUUGCAAGAUCAAGAAUGUGACAAUAACAAUGUCAGAACUAAACGUAUAGUUAAAUUAAAUUAUAAUUACUUAAUUAAAAACAGUAAGUUAAAAAUGUCACCAACGAGAGCAGCCGGUUUAGUAAUAUAUAAAAAAAGUAAUCAAAUAAUAAAUUUUCUUUUACUUCAAACUUCAUAUGGAGAACAUCACUGGACUCCUCCAAAAGGCCAUGUUGAUCCUGGAGAAUCUGACUGGAUUACUGCAUUAAGAGAGACCAAAGAAGAGGCAGGCCUAUCAGAAAAUGAAUUGGAGAUAUACAAAGACAUUUCUAAAACCCUAAAUUAUCAAGUCAAAGGUAAACCAAAAGCCGUUGUGUAUUGGUUAGCCCAAGUAAAAGACCCUGAUCAGAAUGUGAUUCUGUCUAAUGAGCACCAGGAUUUCAAAUGGCUUCCUUUAGAACAAGCUCAGGAAAUAUCAGGGUUUCAAGAUAUGAAGAAUCUGCUUGCUGAGUUUCAUGAAAAGGCUCUUAAAAUUGUGUAAUAUUUGUUUAGUUUUGAAAUGCAAUAAUAAAUUAAAUAAUAAUUAAUUAAAAUAAAAAACAUCCUGUAAAAAGAUAAUUAAUAGUAAUUAUUUUAACCAUCACAAUUUUCAUUAGACAAUGUAAUUUCCCUCCUCAGAUCAUAAAUUGUUUUCUAAUCGCU